AUGUUUCCCAACAUUCACAAGUUCGUUGAUUUGGCUGCUAUAUGUCUUUUUAUGGACAAGAAUCCAAUACCCACCCUAUUGGCUGACACAUAUUAUUCCAUUCACUCUCGGCAUGGUAAAAGGGGGGCUAUUCGAGGUUGCUUGCCGCUGUUAUAUAAAUGGUUCAAAUCUCACUUGCCUGCUAGUGGUCCGUUUGUUACCUCUACUCAGAAAUGGUCUCAGAGAAUCAUGGGACUUACUGCAAACGACAUCGUAUGGUAUCAAUUCCGAACAGGCAUAUCUGAAGUCAUUAUUAGGUGUGGAAACUUUGGUAACGUCCCGCUCAUUGGGACAAGAGGAUGUAUUAACUACAACCCAGUUCUAGCUCUUCGUCAGUUGGGCUAUACCAUGAAGAAUGGGCCUUCGGAUAGGGAGAUUUACCAAUCUGUGUACUUUGAAAAGGGAGCUGACCCUGUAGCGCUUGAGGAAAUCAGGAAGGCCUGGAAUAACAUUCAUGUAGGUGAGAGGUCCACUCUGGGAGCCAAGAAUGCCAUUGCUAUGGAGCCCUACACCGUUUGGGUUAAGGAGAGAGUCAAGACACUUUUGUUGCCAUUCCAGGAAGUUCCUCUCUUGUACGCACAACCUCCGAAGAUAUCAGAAACUAUGGUAUCAAGGGAACGUUUUGACCAGGUCCGCGUCGCCAAUUUGAGACUGAAAGAGAAAGAUAGAGAUAUGGAUUUGAAGCGCUAUUUCCUUAAACAGACAAAGAAUGAACUGGCCCGUGAACUCAAAACUCUCAAAGGAGAGUCUUCUCAAGCCAAGAAGAGGGUUAGAACUGAAAAGGACGGAAUAGCUGUUGCUGCUCCUACUGAAGACCCUCAAAAGGUUAUAGAAAAGACUAUAAAGGAAGAAAAAGAGAAGCUCAGACGAGAACCACCACCAGAGUUGUUGGAUGGGGUCUCUAAUGUUCUCUAUAUUGAAACAUUGUUAUUUGUGUAUGAACCUACUCGCCUUAGGGAGCUGUUAUGA
Molecule: messenger RNA, 1008 nt
Organism: Vicia villosa (hairy vetch)
Lineage: Eukaryota; Viridiplantae; Streptophyta; Magnoliopsida; Fabales; Fabaceae
Exons: 2
Coding region: 1-1008 (335 amino acids)
Source: RefSeq, a predicted model, not a curated record